Messenger RNA from Capsicum annuum, 1682 nucleotides. RefSeq names its product E3 ubiquitin-protein ligase RNF14. Gene Ontology annotation, molecular function: ubiquitin protein ligase activity; ubiquitin conjugating enzyme binding; zinc ion binding. The record is from RefSeq and is a predicted model, not a curated record. Gene Ontology annotation, cellular component: cytoplasm; ubiquitin ligase complex. Lineage: Eukaryota; Viridiplantae; Streptophyta; Magnoliopsida; Solanales; Solanaceae. Gene Ontology annotation, biological process: protein polyubiquitination; positive regulation of proteasomal ubiquitin-dependent protein catabolic process; ubiquitin-dependent protein catabolic process.
CACUGGCCAUGCAAUUCUAGUUCAUAUAUAUCAUACUGCUCAAGAAUGCAUAGCUAAAUCAAAGGUUAAUUAAUUGUUAGAAAGGUGCAGCAGCCAUGUCCAGUUCAAGAGGAACAGGAAGAAAAUCAAGUCAUCAAAAUUCUCGUCGUCGUCGUCAUCAUUCCAAUAAGAAUUGGGUAAUCAAAUCCCCUCUUGAUCCACAAGGUUCACAACUAUCCUCCUCCUCUUCUUCCUCUUUCAAUUCAGGUAAAAAUCAUGAGCUUUCGCAUGUAAUAGCAACAGUUCAAGAACCCCAUCAAGAUUCAAUUGACUCACAAGGGUCACAACUAUCCUCCUCUCUGAAUUCAGGUAAAAAUUUAGAGUUUUCGCCUGUAAUAGCAACUUCACAAGAGCCCAUCUCGGAGUUUAUUCGGAAAGAACAAAAACCCCAUCAAGAUUCAAUUAAUCAAAAAGGGAAAAAUCUAGAGUUUUCGCCUGUAACGGAAGAAAAAGUACAAGAAUCCACCUUGGAGUUCGUUUCGAAAGAUCGAAAACCCAAUCAGAAUAGUACAGGAAAGAGUGUAGAGAAAGUUGAGGGAUCUGGUUUGUGUAAUGAUGAUGUCGAUGAUGUUUGGAGAAGGCUGGAGGAGCUGCAAUUGGGUGCUGAGGAGCCCGAAUUAUCGCCUGAACAACUUAGAAUCAAUGAUCAAGCUCAGGAGGAUGAGUUAUUAGUGCUGGAAUCAAUUUUUGGUGAAAAUGUCUUCAUUCUUGAUAGAAGAAAUGGUCUACGAUGUUUUCAGAUUCAUGUACAUAUUGAAGUUCCUGAUGAACUGACGGUGUCUGUAAAUUUGAGUUCCUCUAGUGCUCUUGGAACACCAGAUGAUAAUUCAUCUGAGUUCUCAUACUCCCUCAAAGUUGAGCAUCUACCACCGAUUGUGUUGACGUGUUUAUUACCUAAAUCGUAUCCGAGCCAUCAUGCUCCUCACUUUACAAUAUCUGUCCAGUGGUUGAAUUCAGCAAACAUUUCCUCUCUUUGCUCCAUGCUUGAUUCAAUCUGGAAGGAACUAGCAGGUCAAGAAAUUUUAUACCAGUGGGUCGAGUGGUUGCAUGGCUCUUCUCUUUCUCAUUUGCGGUUUGAUCAAGAAAUAAAGUUAGGCUUUUGUGCCGAGAGUUACAUUGGAGAUCGGCGUGCAAUUUCAGGGACUGUCUCACCAGAGGUUGAUAUCCCCUCACUCAAGAGCUAUGACGAGGAACAACGCCAUGAGAACUUCCGCAGAAACAUUCAUCAGUGCUGCAUCUGUUUCGAUGAAUUUCCUGGUAUGGAGUUUGUGAGGUUGCCAUGUCAGCACUUCUUUUGCUGGAAUUGCGUGAAAACUUACUCCGACAUGCAUAUCAAGGAAGGUACAAUCACCAAGCUUUUAUGCCCCGAGGCAAAAUGUGGAGGUAUGAUUCCUCCAGGUUUGCUAAAGCGCUUACUUGGUGAAGUGGAGUUUGACCGCUGGGAAUCAUUGAUGUUACAGAAAACGUUGGAAUCAAUGAAAGAUGUGUGCUACUGUCCCAGAUGUGAAACAGUAUGCAUCGAGGAUGAAGAUCAGCAUGCCCAAUGUGCAAAAUGUUUCUUUAGUUUUUGUACACUCUGCAGGGACAAGCGUCAUGUUGGAGUUACAUGCAUGACACCAGAAAUGAAACUUAUUAUUUUGCAG